CCACUAUAUAAGCAGCAAUGGCCUCCCCACUCUCUUCCACCAUUCCUCUUUGUCUUUGUAUUCCAACUCAUUCAUUCACCUAACCUCACUUUCAAGAUCCUUCAAUGGCUACCAAAGUCUACAUUGUUUACUACUCCACGUAUGGACAUGUUGAGAAGCUAGCACAAGAGAUAAAGAAAGGAGCCGCAUCAGUUGAAGGGGUAGAAGCCAAACUAUGGCAGGUACCAGAAACUCUUUCAGAAGAGGUUCUUGGAAAGAUGGGUGCACCAGCGAAAGGCGAUGCACCAAUUAUCACACCCAAUGACCUUGCUGAGGCUGAUGGCUUUUUGUUCGGGUUCCCAACAAGAUUUGGGAUGAUGGCAGCUCAAUUCAAGGCAUUUCUUGAUGCCACUGGAGGUCUCUGGAGAACUCAGCAGCUUGCCGGCAAGCCAGCAGGCCUUUUCUAUAGCACUGGCUCUCAAGGAGGUGGCCAAGAGACUACCGCGUUGACAGCAAUUACACAGCUUGUUCACCAUGGAAUGAUCUUUGUUCCAAUUGGUUACACAUUUGGAGGUGGCAUGUUCGAGAUGGAGAAUAUUAAAGGUGGAAGUCCUUAUGGUUCUGGAACUUAUGCUGGAGAUGGCUCUAGACAGCCAACAGAGCUUGAAAUGGAGCAAGCUUUCCACCAGGGAAAAUACAUUGCCACCAUCACAAAGAAGCUCAAAGGCUCUGCCUGAUUGUUUCACUACAAUUUUAGUAUUGCAUUUCUACUGUUCAUUUUUUCCCCCUAUGUCUAGUACACUCUUGUUUUGGUUUUAAGUUGCAUUCCUACUGAACUACACAAUAAGUGAUUAUUUCCUAUUGUAUCAGCAUAUUUAUAGGGUCAUUGGUUGGUGUCUGUCAUAGUUUACAGAGGUUGGUUUACAUGUUUUAUGAAUCAAUACUUAAUAUUUUUCCCCCUUUCA
Molecule: messenger RNA, 944 nt
Organism: Nicotiana tabacum (common tobacco)
Lineage: Eukaryota; Viridiplantae; Streptophyta; Magnoliopsida; Solanales; Solanaceae
Product: putative NAD(P)H dehydrogenase (quinone) FQR1-like 1
Cellular component (GO): membrane
Molecular function (GO): FMN binding; NAD(P)H dehydrogenase (quinone) activity
Source: RefSeq, a predicted model, not a curated record